AUGGCAUAUCCAAAUUACUAUAUACCGUCUCCUCCUCCCACCUCUCCUCCCCCCGAGUCCCCCAAGAAGAACUCCGUGGCAGAUCCAAAUUACUACAUUGCGUCCCCUCCUCGCACCGCUCCUCCCUCCGAGUCCCUCCAUAACAACUCCGUGGCCGACCUGCAGCACCAUUACCCAAGUCUCGCUGAGAGCAAGCCUCUGACUAUGUCUUCAGGAGUGACUGGAAUUGACCUGAGCCCUCUCUCCUCGGGCGUCAACAGCAGCAGUUCGCAGAGCUCACAGGCAGGAAUAUCGCCAUAUCAUCCAAACGGCACAAACGGGAGCUGGGCCACGCCUGUGAACGCGGCUUACACCUUCGGCACCAUGACUCACGCCGGCCAGCCCGGGCUCCUUCAGCAGCCAAACUACCCCCGUGGUCUCUACUCUCCUAAUGGUGGCGGUUACAAUCCCCGAAGCUCGCAGUCGCCCGCGACGACAGACCACCUGGCCGCGCCCCCAUACGAUCAAGUCGGGCACCCGUUUCCCAUGUCCAUGUCAGGAGGCGGCGCCGGCCAUACAAGCAUGCUUUCACAACAACAGUCACAUCAGCAGUCGCAUCAGCAGCCACACCAGCAGUCACAUCAGCAGUCUCUACAUAACUCCAUUCUAGGGACCCAGUCUUCGCAACCUCCCACACCUUCAACAAGCGCCACGUCAGAUAACAACUACGCAAGGGCGCCUCCGACGCCUAAUUACUAUGGGCCGCCGCCUUCGUCUACGCCGCAGCAGACAUCAUUUUCGACCUACGCGCCUACCCACCACUCUCCCCAACAGCCAUCGCCAACGACGACAGGAGCAAUCUCGCGAGCAAUACCCGCCCUCAGCUCGCAACAUCACUCCCCGAUGCAAGCACCACCGCAGUAUGGGACUCGGCCGUACGCCUACGGCCAGCUACCUCCGGCAAUGGGAGGAGCAGUCUUGUCGAAUAUGGGAAAUCCCGGCGGACAGAUGUCGAUGAUGGGGGGCAUGAACCAGAUGGCACAUGGCUUUCAUCAUCCAGCGCACCACAUGGGUCCCCACACCAUCUAUGCUCACGGGCCAACGACUAACCUGCAGGACCGUCCAUUUCGGUGCGACACUUGUCCUCAGUCGUUCAAUCGGAAUCACGACUUGAAGCGUCACAAGCGAAUCCACCUUGCAGUCAAGCCGUUCCCUUGCGAUCACUGCGACAAGGCAUUUUCCAGGAAAGACGCACUAAAGCGGCAUCGACUGGUCAAGGGCUGUGGAGAUAAGGAUGGCAAACCUUCCCCCGAUAGCGGAAACGGCAACUCGCCGCUCGAUGACCUCAAGUCAGACCCGGGUAACGGGGUCAAGGAAGAGCACCUCUAG
Molecule: messenger RNA, 1368 nt
Organism: Anthostomella pinea
Lineage: Eukaryota; Fungi; Ascomycota; Sordariomycetes; Xylariales; Xylariaceae
Source: the annotation of a GenBank genome assembly